CUCUUCAGAUCGGAGCGCUCCGACCUGCUGCGCGCGCCAGCUGUCAGACAAUCGGGACCCGAGCCACAGCUAUGACCCUGCCCCGCUCUCUCUACCUGGAUUAACUGUCAAGUGACCGCCGCGUGUCGCCCCCAGCCCCCCUCCAUCACCGUCCCAGCCCGCAGCAGCAGCAGCCUGUUCAUCAGUCCCCCCCUCCCCUCCCCUCCCCCCUCCCCAAAGUCUCCAACUCUCCCCUCUGUUCUGCGGCCAUGGGGUGCGUCGCGUCCUCUUCGCCUGGGCUGCUGAGGGUCUGGACCGUGCUGUGAGGCGGACACCAGCUGGAUUUAUGGUCCGCAAAGCUGCGACUACCAGCCGAGGGAAAUUAGUGGAACUUUGAGCUCCGGGAGGAUGCAGGGGACGUGUUGGUGCGCCGUGUUCCUCCUGACUCCUGCUCUUCUCCUGGUUACGAGUGCCCACGCCUCAAAGUCGGAUAUUGUCAAGUCGGGAAGCCCCAAAUCCACACUAAAGCAUAUAUGGACAGGAAGCAGUAAGGACAUGUCCAUCAGUAGGCUGCUGUCACAGACACUUCAUGGAAAAGAGAACAUCACAGCCUUGGACCUUCGCUAUGAUACUCCAGAGCCCUACUCUGAGCAGGACCUGUGGGACUGGCUGAGGAACACCACAGACUUGCAGGACUCGCGGCCGCGUGCUAAAAGGCGGCCAAUGGUUAAGACGGGGAAGUUCAAGAAGAUGUUCGGCUGGGGGGACUUCCACUCUAACAUCAAGACGGUCAAACUCAACCUGCUGAUCACCGGUAAGAUCGUGGAUCACGGCAAUGGCACCUUCAGUGUCUACUUCCGCCACAACUCCACAGGCCAGGGCAACGUGUCCGUCAGCUUGGUCCCUCCAACCAAGAUAGUGGAGUUCGACAUGGCGGCACAGCAGUCCGUCAUCGAUGCAAAGGACUCAAAGUCCUUCAACUGCCGCAUAGAGUACGAGAAGGUGGAGAAGGGUGCCAAGAACACACUCUGCAACUUCGACCCGUCCAAGACCUGCUACCAGGAGCAGACCCAGAGCCACGUCUCCUGGCUCUGCUCCAAACCUUUCAAAGUCAUCUGCAUCUUCAUUUCCUUCUACAGCACCGACUACAAACUGGUGCAGAAAGUUUGCCCAGACUAUAACUACCACAGUGACACUCCCUACUUCCCUUCUGGCUGAUGUUCCCAUUCUAUGAUCUCAUAUACAGAAAAGUGGACGAGUGGAGCACAAACUGGGGCUUCUACCCAUCCCAGAGAAAUGUGUAUGUUAGCCGUACUGUCCCUAACCAUUUUCAUACCACAGUCAGCCAUUCCAACUGAAUUCCCAAUUUAAUGUUCUGACUUUUGCAGAGAGAUUUAAAAUGUAAAAGGUGGUAUGGUAUAUAAGACUGUGAAGUGCUUGCAAUGACCUGAACAACUCUGUGAUUACUAGCAGUUAGAAUGUUGAUCCUGAAUUAUGUUUUGUCUCUGUUGUGUAAAUAGCAGGGCUUUUUGGUCCUUUUGGGAUCACUUUUAAACUCUGCCCUUUGUUGUUUGCUUUAUUUUUAGUUCACACGUUUCAAACUAGAUGUUGAAAACUUAGUUUCCUCCCUUAGCAUAUAACUCUGCACAACAACAUAUGGACUGUUCACCCCUCCUGUGCUAUUUACGCUCUGCAGUUUAUCCUGCAUAAAUGGAAAACUAAAUUAGUUCCUCAUCUAAAAAAAAUGAAAAAAAAACUCCUUUUUAUAAACCUGCAAGGCAGCUGAGGAGAACAGUCAAGAUUUGAAUGUGCGUUUGAUGCUUUUAGCAAUGUAAGGUGGUCUUACCUAUGUAGGGGUGAGCUAGAUCUGAGCAGGCUUCCCCCUCAGGUUGGGAGAGAACAUGCGUUAAUGCGCUAAGACACUGUGACCCUGUCACCCUGUCAAUCUCAGCUGUUGCCAGUGUUCUUGCUAGUACAGCUAGACGUUGAGUUUCUUGGGUGAUUGGCUCAUUCUCAGCUGUUUGAAUGUCUGGUUACCUGAUUGAUCAGCGGUUCGUUUGUGGGGGAUGGGGCCUGCUCAUUGUCACUUAAUAUAUCAAAUGUAAUGUAUUGAAUUCUAUAUCUUAGAGCCUAAUUUGUAUGAAUGGUUUGUAUUGUACAUAGAAUAUCCCAAUUGCGCUGCUUCUGUACAUAUCCCUAAUGAGCUGUGUGUUUACCUCUUACCUGCUAAUUCCGCUUGUUCACUCCAUUUAUGCUCGUUCUUGGUUCCUCUAACAAAGAAAAUAAUGUUGCUGCCCUAGUUGUGAUUUUCUUGAAAUCAGCAAUCCUGUACAGAAGCUGUAAAACUGACUAAAUAUAUUAAAAGUAUUCAUUGACAUGUUCUUUAUUGGAGGUGUGGGGGGUAGAGAUGUACAUAUGAAUUAAAGAACACAGUACAUUUUAUCGAUUG
This is a messenger RNA of Cyclopterus lumpus (lumpfish), 2428 nucleotides long. RefSeq names its product neurexophilin 1 (gene nxph1). Bases 388 to 1197 code for a protein of 269 amino acids. Gene Ontology annotation, molecular function: signaling receptor binding. NCBI's taxonomy places the organism in Eukaryota, Metazoa, Chordata, Actinopteri, Perciformes, Cyclopteridae. The transcript has 2 exons. The record is from RefSeq and is a predicted model, not a curated record.